UCUACGCUUCACCAAAACAAAUUGCUCAAAUCAAAACCCUAAAGAUCAAAAUCAAUGGCUCUCUCCAAACUCACCUUCCUCACCCAUCUCAAAACCCUAACCACUCCUCGCUACCACCGCCACCCGCCGCCGUUCAUCACCUUCCGUUUCCUCUCCUUCGCUACUCCCGAAGAAGCCGCCGCCGAGCGUCGCCGUCGCAAACGCCGUCUCCGCAUCGAACCCCCUCUUUCCUCUCUCCACCGCUCCCAGCAACCACAACAACAACUACCCCCAAAACCCAUCCAAAACCCCAACGCCCCGAAACUCCCCGAAACCCUCGCCGCUGUCUCCGGCAACCGUCUCAACCUACACAACCGGAUCUUAACUCUCAUUCGCCAAAACGACCUCGAAGAAGCCGCACUCUUCACGCGACAUUCCGUGUACUCCAAUUGCCGUCCGACGAUUUUCACCGUUAACGCAGUUAUGACGGCGCAGCUCCGUCAGUCAAAGUACUCUGACCUUUUAUCUCUUCAUAGGUUCAUAACUCAAGCGGGUGUGGCCCCAAAUGUUAUUACUUAUAAUCUUUUGUUUCAAACUUAUUUAGAUUGUAAAAAACCUGACACUGCACUCGAACAUUACAAGCAGUUUAUAAAUGAUGCCCCUUUUAAUCCGUCACCAACGACUUAUCGGAUUUUAAUUAAGGGUUUGGUGGAUAAUGGGAAACUUGAGAAGGCCAUGGAAUUGAAGGAGGAGAUGUUAGCUAAGGGUCUUGUGGCAGACCCUGUUGUUUAUAGUUAUUUGAUGAUGGGUUGUGUUAGGAAUGAUGAUUCGGACGGGGUUUUCAGGCUUUAUGAGGAGUUGAAGGAGAAAUUGGGAGGUGUUGUGAGUGAUGGGGUUGUGUAUGGGAGCUUGAUAAAGGGUUAUUUUAUGAAGGGUAUGGAGGAGGAGGCAAUGUCGUGUUAUAACGAGGCUGUGGGGGAGAAUUCGAGUGUAAAAAUGAGCGCGGUUGCGUAUAAUAAUGUGCUUGAUGCUUUGUGUAAGAAUGGGAAGUUUGAUGAGGCUUUGAAGUUGUUUGAUAGGAUGAUUGGUGAGCAUAAUCCGCCUAAGAGGUUGGCAGUGAAUUUGGGGAGUUUUAAUGUGAUGGCUGAUGGGUAUUGCGCGGAAGGGAGGUUUGAGGAGGCUAUUGAGGUAUUUAGGAAGAUGGGUGAAUAUAGGUGCAGUCCUGAUACGUUGUCGUUUAAUAAUUUGAUUGAUCAGUUGUGUAAGAAUGGAAUGUUGGGUGAGGCNUAA
Pistacia vera is the source of this 1269-nucleotide messenger RNA. RefSeq names its product pentatricopeptide repeat-containing protein At3g49240, mitochondrial-like. The record is from RefSeq and is a predicted model, not a curated record. Gene Ontology annotation, molecular function: protein binding. Gene Ontology annotation, cellular component: chloroplast. Bases 55 to 1269 code for a protein of 404 amino acids. Lineage: Eukaryota; Viridiplantae; Streptophyta; Magnoliopsida; Sapindales; Anacardiaceae. The transcript has a single exon.